AUGCGGCUCCCUGUUGGGGCCUUCUCGACGAUCGGGACCAUUGAAGGGGUGUGGGCGGCGGCGGGAAACCCCCUGACGUCGCUCUCGGAGCAGGAGCUGGUGAGCUGUGACGAGACGAACCAGGGCUGCAACGGGGGGAUGAUGGGGGACGCGAUCCAGUGGCUGCUCUCCGCGCGCGGUGGGAAGGUGCUGACGGAGGAGAGCUACCCCUACACCUCCGGGGACGGGCUCACCGAGGAUUGCCAGCUCGAUGUCGGCAAGGUCGGCGCGGUGAUCUCCGGUCUCGUGGAGGUUGACGCCAAUGAGGACGCGAUCGCGGCGCAGGUGGCGAAAUCGGGCCCCGUAUCGGUCGCUGUCGACGCCUCGACGUGGCAGCUCUACACCGGCGGUGUCCUCAGCACAUGCGUGAUGGAGGAGCUCAACCACGGGGUUCUCAUCGUCGGCUACAACGACGACGCAAACCCGCCGUAUUGGAUCAUCAAGAACUCGUGGAGCAGCGCCUGGGGUGAGGAGGGCUACAUCCGUAUCGAAAAGGGUACCAACCAGUGCGGUGUGCAAGACUACGCCGUUUCGGUUGAGGUGCAGGAUGGGAACGAUGACGGCAGCGGCAGUGGCCCAUCUCCGUCUCCGCCGCCUCCACCACCACCUCCGGGUCCUGGCAAGAAUGAGUUUAUGGUCAAGACGUGCUAUGACAGUCGCUGCACGUUGUUAUGCUCCAAUCAAACUUAUCCCACAGGAAGCUGUGUUAAUUUCAAGACAGGUGGAUCCGCCAUCUUUCGCUGUACCGGCUCGGAGGUCGAGGAGACGAUCUUCUCUCAGAAAGGCUGCGUUGGCACUUCGAAAUCCGCUCGGGAGCCUUUGAAUAAGUGUUUGGAACGAUUCUUCAGCUACUACGAAAAUAUCUGUCCCUCUGUCAAUACUAACGCCAAUUAA
Messenger RNA from Phytomonas sp. EM1, 933 nucleotides. The record is from the annotation of a GenBank genome assembly. Lineage: Eukaryota; Euglenozoa; Kinetoplastea; Trypanosomatida; Trypanosomatidae.